AAAAAAAAAUGAAAUUUUUUUUUUAAUUGUAUUAUUAAAAACUUUCUUUAAAAUUUUUUAAAUUAAAUUUUAAUUAAAAAAAAAAAUAAAAAAAAAAUGCAAAAGAGAAAAAACAGAAGUUAUAAAAUGAAGUUCCUAAUGUUCCUGAUUACCUGUAUCGGUCUAUUUAAAGAGAAUUUAUGUAUUGAUUAUAAUGUUAAAGUUAUAAGACAUAUAUAUCAUAAUGGUCAAAUAUUAUCAGAAAUUCCUGGAUCUCAACAAUAUUUAGCAUUAUCAUCAUCAUCGUCGCCAUCAUCAUUAUCAUCAUCGCCAUCAUCAUCUCAAAAAUUAUCAACAUCUUCGUCAUUAACAACAUUAGCCCAAAAGAAAUUUUUUGAUAUUGAGAAACCUAUAUUUGAAAAAGAGUUCCAAAAUCAAAAUAAUAAAAGAACUCAUUUUACAACAGCAAUUAAUUCAAAUCAAUUAUUAAUAUUAGAUGGAAUAAAUUUAUAUUUAUUUAGAACAAUUCAGAAUUCAACACAUUUUGAUUUUAUAGCAAAAUUCAAAAAUAGAAAUGAUGAAAAAAUUGAUAUGUUUGAGGCUAUACUAUUCGAAAAUAAUUUAAUAUUGGUUAUUGCAGCAUCUGAUUUUAUUGAAAUUUAUCAAAUAAAUUAUCAUAUCAUUGAAAAUGAAUUAUUAAAUUUAAAUAAUACAUCUAAAAAUUAUGAGAAUGACACACCAUUAAUACAUGAUGAGUUAGAACGUCUUCAAAGAAUACAUAUAAUUGGUCACUUACAUAAAAUAUUUCUUUUUGGUACUGAAAAAUCGAAGAUGGAUACAAGUAAUCUAAGACGUCCCAGAAGUAAUGAAUAUUCAUCAGUUUAUUUAAUAGCUUCAAUAAAAUUUAAUGUUAUGGAAGGAAAACUGAGUACUUACAAAUGGAGUGAAUCAACAUUUUAUUCGGUUGAUAAAAAAAGUAUUAAACCAUUUGAUGAUAUUUAUCUUGUUAAAUCUUCAGAAACAGAUAUAAUACACAUAUUAACAUCGAAAUUUGAAGAAGAAAGUGAACAAACCAGUGUGAUUGUAUAUAAAUUUAUAAAAAGAAAGGAAACAUUUAAAAAGAUUUUAAGUAAUUUUUUUGAUUCGCAUUUAAUACAAAUUUUCGGUUUUAAUAAUGAAAUAAUUGUAUCGGAAUGUUUUCCUGAAGAACAUCAUUGUAAUUAUUUUAAAAUAGUACAAGAACAAUUUAAACAAUAUAAAAUAACAGUUGGUACAGAAGCUGCAAUAUUAAAUGGAACCUAUUGUGAAAAAAUUGCAUCAUUUCAGGCGAAACCAAGUUUUAUAACUUGUAUUAAUGAAAAUAAAUUGCAUAUAUUUGGGGAUGAAAAAUUUGAAGCUUUAAUAUUGCCAAAUAUAACAUUAGAUGAAAAUAUUAUUGAAAUUAAUAAUUUUAUUGAUAAUUUUGGUAAAAAAUUUUUAUUUAUUAUUUACAAAAAGGAUAACACAAAAAUUCUAUUAAAAAUAUAUGUAAUGAAUAAGCUAGAAGAAAUUGCAAUUAUAGGUGAUGCAAGAACUGCAAUUUCAAUUGAAAAACAAUUAGCUCUUGAACAUUAUAUAACAAAUGUUCGAAAUUUAUUGAUUGGACGUGAAAAAACCAUUCAACAAAUUUCAAAUUUAAUACAAUUUUUACGAAAAUAUUCUCCAACCAAGGAAAAUGAAAAGAAAAUUUUAAAAACAAAAUCACAUAUUGUGAUUCCAGAAGGUCGAAUAAAAUCUUUAAACAUUUUAAAUGAUAAUUUUACAAGUACUUUAAAAGAAAUGAAAUCAAACGUUAAGGAAUUAAAAAAUAUAAUAUCACAAAUUAAAACUUCAGUACACCGUCCAAAAAGAGAUACUAUGAAAAAACCAAAACCAAUGAAAAUAAAAAAUUUGAAAGUUAAAAAUAUGACAAUAAUUGAUCAAGAAUUUUCUUCAAAAUUAUUGAAUCAAAUUUUAACAUCAGUACCAUCUAACAAUGAUAAUAAUACAUUAAUAUUUAAGAAUUCUGUUGAAGUUGACAUAUUGAAUGUUAAGGAAUCAAGUGAUAUUGAAAAAUUGAAAAAUUUCGAUAAAUUUCGACAGGAUGCACCAAUAAUGUUUAAUUUAAUGGAUAAUCGUAAUUUUACAGGAUCUAUGAAAUUUAAAAAUAUUCAAGUUAGAGAAAUUAAUGGCAUCAAUUGGGAUAAUAUGUAUGAAAAUGAAAUGUUACGUGAUGAUCAAAUUAGUAUUAUUAAAGGGAAUCUUAAAAUUGUAUCAACUGAUAAACCAAAUAUAAUUGAGGUAUUAAAUACAAGAAGAUUAAAUUUUAUUAAUGUUAGCGAUAUAUUUACAAUGAAUACUGAACAAAAUAUUCAUUCAAAUAUAUUGAUAUCAAGAUUUUUAAUUCAAUCAUUGGAAUUGAAAAAAUUGAAUAACCUUGAUAUUGUUAAUGAUAUUGCAAGAAUUGAUAGAGAAAAUAAUAUAACAUCACCUGUAGAAAUUGAAAAAAUAAGCAUUUUGAAUCACUUACACUUGGAUGAAGAAAAUGAGAGAAUAUUUGCUCGUCAUAUUUUUGGUACAAAGCAUGAAGAUUUCCAACAGAUUUACACUGGUAAUAUUACAAUUAAUGGUGAUGUUACUUUACAUAAUAUAAAUGGGAAUGAUGAAAAUACUAGAUUUAUAAUUGGAGAUCAAAUGCUUGAAGGUGAUUUUUCGAAAAAUUUUUGGUUGAAACACAUUGAUCAGCAAAUUGAACAUCCUAUUAAAUUUACAUCCUUUGUUAAUUUAACAGAAGUUGAAACUAGAAAUCUUAAUGAUUUUCCUUUAGAAGAUUAUUUAUUAUGGAAUAAAAAUCCCAACAAACCAAUUAAUUUAUUUUUUAAGAAUGCAAGAGUUAUUGGUAACAUUACAGUUAAUAAUAGUGAAUCACAAAUUAAAAGAAUAGCAAAUCAAGCAACUUCUGAUAUAACAAAUAUUUUCAUAAAUAAUACAAAAAAUUUCAUGUCAGGUUUGCGAGUAAAUGAAUUAUCAACUCAAUUAAUAAAUGAUAUUAGAACUUCUGAUCUGGUUAAGAAAUCAACUGUUGUUGUUAAUGAUUUUGAAGAAAAAACUUUUCAAAAUCUUAAUGUAUUAAGAAAUUUUACUGUUGAUUCAGAAUUAAUUGUUGAACGUGUUAAUAAUAUUAUUAAUGUUACUGAAUAUCUAGAUCAAUAUAUUAAAAUUGUAAUGGAAAGAAUUAAUGAUACAACAUCAUCAUCGAAGGAAAUGCUAAAUUUACAAAUAAUUUUAUUUAAAAAUGAUAAUAAUCCAGAGGAACCAGUACAAUUAGAGAAUAAGAUUACUUUUAAAAAUAAAGUUGUAAUUGAUAAUGUUUUCAUUGAUAAAAUAAAUGAUCGAUUAAUAAGUGAUUUAUUUAAUAAUAUUUUGAAAAUUUCAAUACCUCAAAUAAUUACUGGCAAAUGGAUUUUUAAUAACACUAAAAUAAGACAUCUUCAGACAUCAUUUAUAAAUAAUAUUCAUACAAGUUUAUUAUUAGAUGUAGAAGCUUCAGAUACACAUAUACAUAGUUGGGAACCAAUUACAUAUGGUUGCUUAGAAGAUAUAAAUGCAAUUAUUAAAUUAGAUAAUAAUUAUAAUAAAAAAAGUCUUCAUAAAAUCCAUAAUGAUAAUAUGAAUAAUGAUAAUUAUGAUGAAGAGAUAUUAUUAAUUGCAUUAGCUAAGACUAAAACAUUAGCAUUAAAACCAGUCAUACAAAAUUAA
Molecule: messenger RNA, 3756 nt
Organism: Condylostylus longicornis
Lineage: Eukaryota; Metazoa; Arthropoda; Insecta; Diptera; Dolichopodidae
Exons: 11
Coding region: 97-3756 (1219 amino acids)
Source: RefSeq, a predicted model, not a curated record